AUGACAUUAAAUAAAAUAAAAGCAUUAAUAUGGAAAAACUGGGUGCAUACAAAGCGAAAUAAAUGGACUGCAAUAAUCGAGUUUGUGCUUCCAAUUAUUCCCAUUCUGAUUUCCUUAAUUUAUCGCCAUCACAUUACAAUUGAUCCACAAUCAAUUCAAGAAUACAGCAUCAGUCCAUCUUCAUGUAAAGAUAUAGAGAUUCUAUAUACUCCUGAAAAUGAGUUCCAUACAAAUUUAAUGAAUAAAGUUAUUUUACAAUUCGGUGACAUCAUGAAAUUGAAGGCAGCAUAUAAUGAAGAUAACAUGAAUAAGAAGUUUACUCAAAUACAAAAUCAUACGGUCAUUGGUGUUAUUUUUGAGAAUGACACAUUAUAUUCACCAAAACAUCUUAAAUACACAAUAAGAAUGCCCGAGGAUAGAUCAAAUAAUGUUAUAUGGAACACGGACAAGCUACACGUUACAGGAAUCUCAAAUAAACUAAGAUCUAAUUUGACUAUUCAGCACCAUUCAUUGUACAAUUCAACAUGCUUCUUAAUGCUUCAAAACCAAAUUGACAAAGAAUUUAUCAAAAUAUUCAGCAAUGAAUCAGUGAUCAAUAAAUUGGAGACAUUGAAGUCAUUUCCCAUUCCAGAAGCAAGUUUUGAUGAAUAUGUUGAUUUUGCAGUUCAAACUCCGAUUAUGUUAAUUUGUUCGCUGCUAUUUUCUGUUUUUGUGUUAGUUAAGAACAUAACAAUCGAACACGAGUCACGUCUAACAGAAUCAAUGAAAAUAAUGGGAUUGUCGAGUGCUUUAUACUGGUCAUCAUGGUUCAUGCGUAGCUUCAUCAUUCUCAUCAUUUCCUUCACAAUCAACCUCAUCUUGACAGUCACAAGCAUCAAUUCGGAUAUUCCAAUGUUUGCCAACAGCAAUCCACUCAUCAUUUGGUUCUUUUUCAUCUCAUACAUCACAUCCAUGAUCACAUUCUGCUUCCUUGUCAGUGUCAUCUUUAAGAAACCUUCAAUAGCCAAUAGUGUUGGUUCUGUGACUUUCUUGGCAGCUAUUGCUCCUUAUGUAAUUUAUCAUGAAGAUUUUUAUAAGUACAGCUAUGGAUUGAAGAUGCUGUUCAGCAUGUUGAUUAAUACGAAUAUGGGAUUGGGAAUCAAAAUGAUUAUUAUGGCUGAAAAUGGCUACGGAGGAGUUGGACUUGGGAAUGUCUUUACUCGACCUGCUGAGUUUGAGUUUUCAUUUGGUGAAUUGAUGAUUUGGAUGAAUAUUGGAAGUGCUUUGAUCAUGUUGCUGACUAUUUACAUUAAGAAGGUCUUUCCAUGGGAUUUUGUAGUUGCUGAGCCUUGGAAUUUUCCCAUCAAAAAUAUUUACAGGAAAUUUUUCAAUAUUCAGCAUAGCAGUCCAAUAGAGCUACAACCAUUAAACUUGACUUCUGAUCAACAAGAUGACCAAGUUGGUCUCAAUGUAGUAAUUAAGAUUAAAAACCUUAGCAAAACAAUUGACAAAAAAGAAACUAUCGAGAACUUGUCACUAAACGUCUAUGAGAAUCAAAUCACAGUUCUUUUGGAUCACAAUGAUGCUGGCAAGACCACAAUAAUGUCAAUCUUGACUGGACUUUGCCAACCAACAUCAGGAACUGCUAGCAUUAAUGGCUAUGACAUAAAAACUAAUAUUGAUGAAGCUAGAAGGUCCAUGGGAGUCGUUAUGCAACAUGAUGCUUUUUAUGAGUACAUGACAGUUAAAGAGCAAUUGAAGUUCUUCUGCAUGCUAAAAGGAAUGAGCAGCAACAUCCAAGAACAUAUCGUAAAAUACUCAAAUUUAUUAAAAUUCAAUGAUUUACUUAAAAGUGAGAUUAGAAAACUUAAUCUUGACCAAAAGAGAAGACUGUCAAUCGCCACUGCACUGUGUGGAGAUUCUAAUAUUAUCUUAAUGGAUGAACCUACGGCUGGUAUGGACUUAACAUCGCGUCGUGACAUUUGGAAGUCACUAAUAUCUGAAACAAAAAAUCGAACAAUUUUAAUCGGAACUCAAUCAGAUGCCGAAGCUCAGAUUUUAGGUGACCACAUUGCCAUCAUGUCGGAAGGACAAAUCAAAGAUAUUAGUUCCUCAGCCUUCCUGAGAAAAAAAUAUAGAUUGACAUGUGUCAAAAAAGAUGGAUUUGAUGCUCAAGCUGUGUUGGAUAUGAUUCAAACAUAUGCACCACACAUCAAAUUGUCAUCUGAGGAUGGAUCGGAAGUAGCUUAUACAAUUUCUAACGAAUAUUUGCCUAAUCUUCCAGCGCUGCUUAAAGAUCUUGAAGACAAACAAGAUAUUCUCAAUAUUUCAAGUCUCAGCUGUGACUUAAUGUCACCUGAAGAUAUUUAUUUGGAGACUGUUGAUAAAAUUCAAGAUCCUGUCCAAGAUGCAGUCUUGGAAGUCGAACCAAAAAAUGAAGCACAGAUUGACAACAAAAUUAAGAUGCAAAUUUAUGCAAUGUUAUUGAAAAAGCUUUAUAUCCUUCGAAGGUCAUGGAAAAUGCCUUUGGUUCUUGCUAUUUGGUCAUUUGGAGUUAUUUGUUUGCUUCCGCAUGGCUUCAAAAUCUUAAAAUCUAUGAAUAAGCUGCCAAUUUCACUCAACACUUACGGACGUACGGAAACAAUCAAAGAACUUGAAAUGCAUUCAGACUUUAACAAGUUCUAUGAGUACUUUAAAGAAUACUCGUCAUUAUUCAGUGGAAAGGACCGAAUUGUUGAGAUAUCCACAGACAUGGAACCUGAAAUCCUUAAUAAAUACACACGUUCUCCAGCCAGAACCAAUCUUGAGAACCUAAUAGGUGCAAGCUUCAAAAAUGACGCCAUCACUGCCUGGUUCAACACUCAGUCAUACCACACAAUGCCUUUAACUAUCAACACAAUCAAUCGAGCAAUUCUGAAGUCUAUAGCUGGUGCUGACUACGACAUUUCAGUGUCCAACUAUCCAUAUUCUUUUGAAAAAUCACCUAACAAUGAUUUACUUAGUUCCUUCAUUGUUCCUCUCCUGAUGACACUUUGGCCACUUAUCUUCAUCGGGAACUGCAUUACAGAACGAAAUACAUCAUUUAAGUUUCUCCAGCUAGUCUCUGGAACCAAUCGAUUUGUCUUUUGGUUCUCAAAUCUAAUUUUUGACUAUAUUUUGUUCAUACUCAUCUGUUUCGUGCUGUUUGGAAAUGCUGUUUUGAUUGCUUAUGAACCAGGACAACGAUUCCAAGAUUUUAUAAAUUUAAUGGCAAUUGGAGCUUCCUAUGGAUUCUCAUGGAUCUGCUUCAUCUACUUAUUUUCAUAUUUAUUCAAUAAUGUUACAAACGGAAUGGCAGCUGUGAUAAUUAGUUCGAUUGUAUUAUAUGCCACAGCCGUUCUCCUUCUUUCAACAAAUAUCUUCCAUUGGAUUCUGAUGAUGUUUGCGCCAUUUACUCUAAUCAAAAUGAGUGCCAAGCAGUACUCUUUGAACUCAGAUUUCAAAGUUACUGACGAGGAUGUAAAAAUCAGCUACAUUAUGAAUUUUGUGUCUGGAUGUUUUUAUCUAACAGCUGUUCUUUUGAUAGACUGCAACGUUUUUGCUCGUUUAUAUUACAAAUUUAAUGAAACUCCAUCCGCGAACUUAAUACAAACUGAUGAAGAGGAAGAAAAUGUCAGCAAUAUGCUUGAUUCGGAUGGACUUGAAUCAAAUCUUGUUUUGAAGAAUGUGACUAAAAAGUUUAAAAAAAAUUCAGCUGUUAAUCAAUUGUCAUUGCAUGUCAAGCAGCAUGAAUGCUUUGGUCUACUUGGUGUCAAUGGAGCUGGAAAGACAACAACAUUCAAGAUGAUGACUGGAGAUGAGCUAAUUACUUCUGGUGACAUUUGGAUUAAAGGAAAGUGCCUGAAAACUCAACUACUUGAAGCUCACAAGUUCAUCGGUUACUGUCCACAAUUUGACAAUUGCAUACCUGAACUGACUGGACGUGAAACUUUGAAGAUCUUUGCACUGAUCCGUGGCAUCAAAAUGGACGAAAUUACAGAAAUGAUCAACCAAAUGUCAAGUGAACUUGACUUUAAACAGCAUUUGGACAAGCAAGUUAAAGCUUAUAGCGGUGGAAAUAAAAGAAAACUGUCGACUGCCUUAGCACUGCUUGGAAAUCCAGAAUUGAUCUUCUUGGAUGAAUGCACAACAGGAGUCGAUCCACAAGCUCGUCGUCAAAUUUGGAAUGCAAUCAAGCGAAUCCGUGACAAUCAUCGACUUUCAUCCUCAAUUGUCAUCACAUCUCAUUCCAUGGAUGAAUGUGAAGCUUUGUGUACAAGAAUUGGCAUCAUGGUCGACGGUCAGUUCCAAUGUCUUGGUCCAGUUGAAGAUUUAAAGAAUAAAUUCUCAAAAGGCUCCAUCUUGACAAUCAAAACUGGAUUUACUGAUGAAAAUAAAGUCAAAAAAUUAAGAAAAAAGAUUGUGCAGCAGUUCCUGGAUGUUGAAUUGAAGGAACAAUAUUUGGACAUCUUUAUUUUCCAUUUGAUAAGUGAUGAUUUGAAAUAUUCAGAAGUAUUCAGGAAGUUAGCAGAAGUAAAGGAGGAGAUGCAUAUUGAGGACUAUUCAUUGACACAAAUGUCACUUGAGCAAGUGUUCCUGAACAUUUGUAAGCAAAAAGUUCAACUACCUCAAGAGAAAGCUAUGCAAAUAGCUAAUGAUGAAGCACGUUGGAGAGAACAGGAAAUAGUCGAAAGAAAAGCAAAAGAAGCAGAAAAUCAUAAAAUAAGUGACAAGAUCGAAACCAUAGCAAGCAUAAGAGCUAAUGAAAUAUUAAAAGAUAAAGAAGAGCAACAAAGGAUACAAGAGGAAGAAGUUAAACUAGCAAAAAGGAAAUUAGAAAGACAAGCAAUAGAAGAUGCAGUUAAAAAGGAAAAUGAGAAGGCAAAACAGAAAAAAUCAUUUAAUCUGCUUAAAGAUCUUUUCGGACGUAAUCCCCACAAAAAUAGUAAAUUAGGUGACAAUGCUUUAGAAUUUGAUUUCAUACUAGAGCUUGGUGAAAGUUCAAAAAAAUAUGAAACAAAUAAGGACCAAAACAUCCGACCAAUUGAUAAUAAGAUUAAAACCCAAAAAGAUCAGAGAAAUGAAAUUUAUGAUAAAGCUAAACCGCUUGAUUUGAUCGAUUCUGAUGAUUAG
This is a messenger RNA of Chironomus riparius, 5130 nucleotides long. Lineage: Eukaryota; Metazoa; Arthropoda; Insecta; Diptera; Chironomidae. The record is from the annotation of a GenBank genome assembly.